GACACGUAGGCUAGCACGUGGGUUAGCUAGUUCAAUAGGGGACCUCCAAAAAAAACUUUUAUUUCAACUUGACUGUUAUCUUUGGUGAUUAAAAACUAAUAUUAGUGGGUUAAAAGUUGAGUUUACUAUUCUGCUGGCUAUUAAGCCAGAAGACAAGCUUUCUAAUGGCGGACAAUGGAGAUGAUGACUCCCAGCACAGAGUGAAUGAGGGUGACUACGUUGUACUGAAACGGGGAGACAUCUACAAAGCUGUGCAGAUUCAAAAGAAAAAGAAAACAGUCUUUGAGAAGCAGUGGUUCUUCCUGGACAAUGCAGUAGGGGAGUUGUAUGGGACCACCUUUGAAGUUGUGACUGAUGGGAAACUGCAGCCACGGAAACCUAAACACAUCGAGAGCUCUGCAGAUGCCAAGGAAGCAGGGACAGACAACAGGAACAUUCAGGAUGAUGGGAAAUCACAGAAACUCACCAGAGAUGACAUUGAGACCCUCAAAGAGCAAGGUCUAAAUGGACAGGAAAUAGUCCAGCAUCUAAUAGAGAACAGUACGACGUUCAGGGACAAGACUGAGUUUGCACAGGAGAAAUACAUCAAGAAAAAAAAGAAAAAGUAUGAGAACAGUGUGAUGGUUCUAAGGCCCUCUUGUCGUAUCCUGGCUAUGAUGUACCACGGCAGAGAACCAGGGAAGAUAUGCCACCUGCGGUACGACACCCUAGCCCAGAUGUUAACGCUGGGCAACAUCCAUGCAGGCAGUAAGGUGCUGGUGUUUGAGACCUGCGCUGGACUGGUGCUGGGGGCCGUCAUAGAGAGGAUGGGAGGCUAUGGGUCAGUGGUGCAGAUGUACCCAGGAGGAGGUCCUGUGAGGGCGGGGGUAGAGAGCUUUGGGUUCCCCUCCCACUUCCACGACACGCUCCAUGAGUUUCCCAUCUGUCACGUCAACGCACUGCUGGCAGGGACACUGGACACGGAGGCCAAAGACAUAGACACAGAUGCUGGACAGGCCAAUGGGGACAAGUCCAACCUGACCAAGACUGACCCAGAGAAGGCAGAAGGCAAGGGGGGCAGUCCAGACACAGAAGACCAGAGUAUGGAGACUAGUACCAGUACAGACCCUGCCGAGGACAAGGAGAGAGAGGAGAGGGAGAAACGCAGAGAGAUCAGAGCCCAGGAGAAGAUUGUGAAGACUGAGGAGAAGAGGAAGAAACUAUCUGCUGCUGCCGGCGUGCUGAAGGGGAGGAACGCUGACGGAUUGGUGAUAGCCAGUCGGUUCCACCCCUGUCCAGUUCUACUGGGCCUCAUCAAGUUCCUCGCCCCCUCCAGGCCCUUUGUAGUGUACUCUCAAUACAAAGAGCCUCUGAUAGAGUGCUAUUCAAAGCUCAGGGAACAAGGCGGAGCAGUCAGCCUGCGACUCACCGAUUCAUGGAUCAGACAUUACCAGGUCUUGCCUAACAGGACGCACCCCAUGCUGCUAAUGAGUGGGGGCGGGGGCUACCUCCUCUCCGGGACAACAGUUGCUACGGAUACGACUAAAGCGAAGACCUGCUCAACAACUGCAGAAGAGCCGGCCGCAAAGAGACUGAAACUCACAGAGACCACAGAGGGAUGACAGUUAGACUAUUGAGGGGUGCCCAUAGGUUGUGGAAUUUAAAUCAUUGAUGACUUGAUAUACGUGUACUUGUGGAGGUGGGGAUAGAAUCACUAAAAUCUCUCUCCCUCCUCCUGAGACCAGUUAUAAACUAUCACGGCUGUUAUUCAGCCCUGGAGCUGCUCUCCAAAGCUCUAAGCUCCCAAAUGCAGCAUUUUGUUUGUAUUUAAUAUUAUUUUAGCAGAAAAGUGCCAUGUGAUGAUGUAAAGCAGCCAUUUGCUAUCACAGCCUCGUAACUGUACUGCAUCUGUGAAUUUCAAUAAAUACAGUGCUGUUAAAAUACUA
Messenger RNA from Coregonus clupeaformis (lake whitefish), 1925 nucleotides. Its product is annotated as tRNA (adenine(58)-N(1))-methyltransferase non-catalytic subunit TRM6. Gene Ontology annotation, cellular component: tRNA (m1A) methyltransferase complex; nucleus. Gene Ontology annotation, biological process: tRNA methylation. The transcript is spliced from 12 exons. Bases 165 to 1601 code for a protein of 478 amino acids. NCBI's taxonomy places the organism in Eukaryota, Metazoa, Chordata, Actinopteri, Salmoniformes, Salmonidae. The record is from RefSeq and is a predicted model, not a curated record.